CUUAUCUAAACAUUUAGAGGUGUUUAAUCUCGCAUAUGUAGAUAUAUAAUUGCAUUUAUACAAUAUCGCGAGAAAGAGGCGGCGGCUCUUGGAUAUCAAAUCAUCUCCAGUUUUACGAACUGGCACUGGGAAACCCCUUCGCCUAUAAUACUGUAUUUAGGACUUCGUCGUGCAUAUACUGCCUCCAGUUAAACAUCCUACAGAUUAAAUCACAUGAUCAAAUGUAUACAACUACGUUCUUAUUCACGGCAUAGGCUAAUUAAUAUACGACAUCUAAUUACUUAAUGGACAGAACAAUCAAUACUCCGCAGCGCAAAAUCCAUACUACUGAUAAUUUGGCGAAAGGGGCUAUCCUUGGGAUGUAAAACUAGGUUUUACUUUAAUGGAUACAGGUAGUUUGAAUGGUGGGCGUUUUAAUCAAGUAAACGCAGACUCAGGGAAAUCAUGAUAUAUUCCUGCAUCUAUCCGAGGACUGAUCAACUUCUAUGAAGUUUGCGUUAAGAUAUUUUCCCGGAGGCGUAUAUACAAAUACACACACCCUGAAACAAUGUUAGAAAAAUAAGUAUCCGCUUAUUAUGUGACAUAAACAUAAAUUAAAAUGUGAGAUAGAGGGUUUCUGCUGCUAGGCUCACUGCUGUUUUAUUUAACUUUUAUAUUGAAUGAUCCAAGCGGCUGGCGAAUCAGAUUGAAGUGCAGUUAUUUCAUAGCACGAAAGCUGUGCGAAAAACCACACACUGACGCCAUCAGGCGUCCGUCUGGAGGACUACAACCUUUUGACUUAAUACGGCGCCGAUGUAGAGCAGGACUGAGGAACCAAGUGGAAAAGUCAGCAUUUCCAAAAGUGUGGACCGUGGGGGGGAAACCGGAGUACCUGGAGGAAACCCCACGACGACAUGGAGAGAACAUGCAAACUCCACACACAUGUGACCCAGGCGGAGACUCGAACCUGGGUCCCAGAGGUGUGAGGCAACAGUGCUAACCACUGCACCACCAUGCCGCCCCACAUUAAAAUCACAGUUCAAUCGCACUUGUAAUACAUGGACCACUUUUAUGCACCAAACACACCCACAUUAAUAGGGCCUGAAUACACCGACUAGUGACACUGACGUGACGUAUCCCAGCCUUAUCGGCGGCGUCUGUCUCUUUCCCUGACCUGCCCUUGACACUCGCUGUGUGUUUUGGCCAGAGGUAUUUGGAGAUACCAGGUCGGCUUUCUCUAACCCCAGACGUUGUGCCACGUUUGCAUAAAGGUGGCGCUUUGAAUGUAGCCGAACCGCCUUCAUUAGAGCAGCAUGGCCGGACUGAACGCCUGCCUAGGCUUCUUGCUGGCCGCCGCGGCGCUCGGCGCCUCCGCCAGGGCGCUCCUAGGCCUGCGCCCGGGCGGUCGCUUUUCGCAGGAGCUGCCGGCGUCUUUCGUGCUGGUGGCGAGCCGCCUGGAGACACAGACGCUGAUGGAGGUCGGCCAGUGGGCUGGUGGGUUCGGUGCGGACGUGGCGGCCACCGUGCUGUUCGUGGUGCUGGCGGUGCAUGGCGCCGUGUACCGGUACGCCACUGGGAACACGUGCGUCACCAUCAUGGAGUAUCUACUGUGCAGGGAAGGCGCGCUCUCGGUGCUCGCCAGCCUCGCUGCACACUUUCUAGGAGCCUGGCUCGCCCAGCUUUUUGCGCAAUACUACUGGUCCCUGGAGCUCAGCGACAUGCACAUGAUCCGCAACCUGAUGAUGCAGGCAUGCAGCCCCACUCUGCGUGCCUCCGUGUACCAGGGCGCCUUCACCGAGGGCGUCUGCGCGCUGGGCUUCCAUCUCUUGUACUUGAGCACUCGGCGUGCGCCCGCGACCUUCAGGGUGCCCGUUGUAGCGCUGGCCCUGGCCUUCCUGUCCUACGCAGCCAGUGACUACACCUCCGGCCUCAUCAACCCCUCACUGGCCUACGCCCUCACCUUCCACUGCCCUGGCUUCACCCUCUUGGAGUACACAACGGUGUUCUGGCUCGCACCUCUGGCCGGAAUGGCCGUGGCGCUAUUCCUGCACUGCGGUCACAUUCCCCGCCUAUUCUCACGAAAUUUACUGUACUCUCAGAAGACCCGAUUCCGAGUACCGACAGAAGAAAAGAUAAAGGCAGGAAAGGUGAAAUGACUGGCGCCCCCUGCUGGCAUCCUGAGUUAUUAAUUCGCCAUUCGCCAUCCUCCACCCCCCCCCACAAGCAAGCAAACAAAUGACCUGU
Brienomyrus brachyistius is the source of this 2223-nucleotide messenger RNA. It is a transcript of the gene aqp12, whose product is annotated as aquaporin 12. NCBI's taxonomy places the organism in Eukaryota, Metazoa, Chordata, Actinopteri, Osteoglossiformes, Mormyridae. Gene Ontology annotation, molecular function: channel activity. The record is from RefSeq and is a predicted model, not a curated record. Gene Ontology annotation, cellular component: cytoplasm. Bases 1293 to 2135 code for a protein of 280 amino acids. The transcript is spliced from 4 exons.